This is a messenger RNA of Conger conger (European conger), 1707 nucleotides long. It is a transcript of the gene ucp1, whose product is annotated as uncoupling protein 1. The transcript has 7 exons. Bases 139 to 1071 code for a protein of 310 amino acids. The record is from RefSeq and is a predicted model, not a curated record. Gene Ontology annotation, molecular function: oxidative phosphorylation uncoupler activity. Lineage: Eukaryota; Metazoa; Chordata; Actinopteri; Anguilliformes; Congridae. Gene Ontology annotation, cellular component: mitochondrial membrane. Gene Ontology annotation, biological process: response to cold; mitochondrial transmembrane transport; mitochondrial transport.
AGGUAAGUCAGGAAUAUUAUAUAUAAAGGCAGAAGAGACUUAAACUGACCCUUCUAAAGUACUGGCCAGUAAAGGACUAUUAACUUUCUACCCAAAGAACUGUAAAGGAAAUUUUAUCACUCUUCACAAACUGUGAAGAUGGUGGGGCUAAAGCCUUCCGAUGUCCCCCCUCCCUUGGGAGUAAAGGUCCUGAGUGCUGGGACAGCAGCCUGCAUCGCAGACCUGGUCACCUUCCCCCUGGACACGGCCAAAGUCAGAUUACAGAUCCAAGGGGAGAAGGCAGCCGCAGAGGCAGCCAAGGACAUCAGGUACAGGGGCGUGUUUGGGACCAUCAGCACCAUGGUCAGGACCGAGGGGCCCAGGUCGCUCUAUAACGGGCUGGUGGCCGGCCUCCAGAGGCAGAUGGCCUUCGCGUCUAUUCGGAUCGGCCUCUACGACAAUGUCAAGAACUUCUACACCGGGGGAAAGACAGACCGCCCGGGGGUGGGGAUUCGGAUCCUGGCGGGCUGCACCACGGGGGCGAUGGCGGUGUCGGUGGCCCAGCCCACGGACGUGGUGAAGGUCAGGUUUCAGGCCCAAAUGAACCUGAGUGGUGUCCAGCGCAGGUACAGCGGCACUCUGCAGGCCUACAAGCAGAUCUUCCGUCUGGAGGGCAUGAGGGGACUCUGGAAAGGUACACUACCAAACAUUACCAGAAAUGCCUUGGUCAACUGCACAGAACUCGUGACCUAUGACCUCAUCAAGGAGGCAAUUCUCAAACACAACAUCUUAUCAGAUAACCUGCCCUGCCAUUUUGUGUCGGCGUUUGGGGCUGGUUUCUGCACCACGGUGAUCGCCUCGCCAGUGGACGUGGUGAAGACCCGGUACAUGAACUCCCCACCGGGACAGUACAAAAGUGCGGUCAACUGUGCCUGGACCAUGAUGACCAAAGAGGGUCCCACUGCCUUCUACAAAGGAUUCGUUCCCUCUUUCCUAAGAUUGGGCUCUUGGAAUGUGGUAAUGUUUGUGACAUUCGAGCAGCUGAAGAGAGCGAUGAUGAUAUCCAAACAGAGAAUGGAGGCCACGGCAUAAUCAAACUCCCAUGAUAAUGUUCAAAGGAAAUAAAAGGCUUCCACCAAUGGAUAGACGACCCGAAGCAAUUCUGCGCACAGAAGAGACAAUUCCAAAGAUGCUGUGACAUCUUGACGAUAUGACAUCUUGAGAGACACUUCUUUUUUUAGGUUCGCUCUUCAUCCAAGUGGGUGAUGCAAUUGCCGCGAGUAAUAAGUUCUCGAUAUGAAAGGGAAUCAAGCUGUGUCCUUUUUGAAUUAUGUAAACCAGGAGCAAUGACACAGAAGUCAUGCUCUCUAAUUCAGAUGUAAUAGAGAAACGCUUGGCUGUCCUGCAGAGCAUUUUGUUUUUAUUUAUAUUUAUUUUCACAUUGUAUCCUCCAGGGCUCCUCGCUCCCAAAAACGGGCAGUGGUGUGAUUAUGCGUGUGUGAACAUGUGUUCAUAUUCUGUGCCCACACAACACUAAUGCAUUUGCACCAUGAUGUGAAGAAACUAGAAUAGUUUUACACUGCUGGUGUGCUUACAUCAGUGUGAGAAACUCAUAGUUCCACAUCCUGUAAACAUGCAUCCCUUCUCAAUUUAUUUUUUUAAACAAAGCAACACUUAAUACCAAAGUAUGUACAUAGACAAAAAUAAAAUAAUUAUUUCUACCUGCAA